This is a messenger RNA of Punica granatum (pomegranate), 1477 nucleotides long. NCBI's taxonomy places the organism in Eukaryota, Viridiplantae, Streptophyta, Magnoliopsida, Myrtales, Lythraceae. The record is from RefSeq and is a predicted model, not a curated record.
UCAUUCGCGCAGUAGGCCUUCUUCCCCUGACACAAGCCAUCAUUAGCCCUCUGUCUCUCUGUCUGUCUGUUUCUCAGUCUCUUUCUCUUCCCUCUACCUCUGCAUCCUCCCUCCUCCCUCUUCCUUCCCAUCCCCAUCCUCUAUCAGUCCCGUCCCUGCCGAAAGGGCAGCAAAAGGGGGCCUGUGACCCGACAUUGCUCCAACCCCGACCCCCUUCACUCUCUCCUCCCCCGCCUCCUCCUCACCUGAGAAAAACCAUCAACACCACACCCAUAGAAGAAGAAGGAGAAGAAGAAGAAGAUGGGGUUGGAGAGAGAAGAUGAUGAUGAUGAGCUGGUAGGCCUGAGCUUGAGCUUGGGCCUCCCCCAUAACAGUGACAAGAAGAAGAAAAAGAAGACGACCAACGCCUCUCCUUCUGCCGCUUCCGCUUCUCAUUCGGCUUCCCCAUCUCCGCCUCCGCCUUCUCUUGACCUGAAUCUGUCGCCCGCCGGUCGUGCCAUUGCCAGACACAACGCUUCAGAGCCCAUGCAGCUGCAGGCCCAUCAGCACAGAAUCUCUUGGAACCUCCUCUUCCAACCUGCUUCUGAGAUGAGCUUGGAAGGAGGAAUCGAUGUCAACCGAGCGCCUCUGCUGUACCCAGAAGACGAUAACGCCGCGUCGUCCCCGAACAGCACUGUGUCGAGCAUCAGCGCGGGGAAGAGGGCGGAGAGGGAGCUGAUGGGGGACCACGAGCAUGAGGGCGAGAGGACAUCGUGCUCGCAGGGGAGCGACGAGGGCGACGGCGGUGGCACAGGUGGGGCCGACGGGGAUGGGAGGAAGAAGCUACGGCUGUCGAGGGAGCAGUCGAUGGUGCUGGAGGAGACGUUCAAGGAGCACAGCACGCUGAACCCGAAGCAGAAGCUGGCUUUGGCGGAGCAGCUCAAUCUCAGGCCCAGACAAGUGGAGGUCUGGUUCCAGAACAGAAGGGCCAGGACAAAGCUGAAGCAAACGGAAGUGGACUGCGAGUACUUGAAGAGGUGCUGUGAGAACCUGACCCGGGAGAACCGGAGGCUACAGAAGGAGGUCCAGGAGCUGCGGGCGCUCAAGCUCUCCCCGCAGCUCUACAAGAACAUGAGCCCUCCCACCACCCUCACCAUGUGCCCUUCGUGCGAGCGUGUGGCCGCCCUGUCUUGUUCCUCUUCGCCGGCGACUUCUGCCCCGAUCGGUCCGUUUUCGCGCCAGAAGUCCGGCCAGCAGUCGGUGCCCAUCAAUCCCUGGGCUGCCCUCCAGAUGCACCAAGAGCCUGCUAAUCCACCCCCUUGAAACCGAAUCUUUGAGCAAAAUCAUAGAGCCGAAUGCAGAUGUUGAUUUUGCCUGUGACUGAGCGUCCUUUUGGUCAUGGUUGAGGAAGACUUUGUAUGGGCGAAACAAGCAAGCUAGUAAAGGAAAGAAAAUUUAUUUUAUUUUUUCUAUAGCAUAUUGAUGUGUAGUUAUCUUU